AUGCGUUUGUUUGCUACGAGCAGGGCCUUGCGCCUCGGAAGCGGAAGGUGGUCAAGUGUCUCAGCCCGAAGCAGCAUCCGCCUCCCACUGUCCCGUCUCUCAGAUGCUCGUUCGGUCCGCCAUAGAGAGUGGAGCUCUACAGUUGUACGGAGUACACAGGAUACAACGAACAAGCCCGAAUCCACAGUAACAAGCCCAUCAGCUUUCCCAAAGGACCUGACAGUAGAGGGCAAGACGUACUCCACUGAUGACUGGACGAACACCCCCGAUACAAUUCUCUCGCACGUCGACCGCCGACUGUAUCUCGAUGAAAACCACCCGCUCGCAAUCACGCGCAAGCUCAUCGAGAGCCAAUUCCCUGGUCCCAUCUACGGCAACUACUCUGAGAAAAACCCUAUUGUGACGACCGCCCAGAAUUUUGAUGUCCUCGGUUUUCCCGCGGACCAUCCCGGCCGGAGUCGCACGGAUACGUACUACCUGAACAGCAAGACGGUUCUACGGACUCAUACGAGCGCCCACCAGCAGGCAUACUUCCAACAGAUCAACCGCAAUGAGGCGACGCGUCCAGAGGAGGUUGGAUAUACCGUUGUUGCGGAUGUUUACCGCAGAGAUGCGAUUGAUCGCAGCCACUACCCGGUGUUCCACCAGAUGGAAGGCGCCAUGCUAUGGAAGCGCCCUGUGGACAAACCACUCGAUCACGCGAGUCAGACCGCCGCGGCGAUCAUGAAAGACGUUAACAGCAUCCCGACCCAUGACGUACCAGUUGAGGACCCGAACCCCACCAUUCAUGAGCAGCGCAACCCUCUCCAAGCCGAGUAUCACAGCGAGGAGGAAGUCGAAGCUAUCGCCGCGCAUCUCAAGAGAUCACUGGAGAGAAUGGUCAUUAAGGUUUUCACCGAGGCGCAAAAGGCUGCUGCGGCAUCGGAGGGAAUUGAAACAGAGCCUCUGAGGGUCCGGUGGGUGGAGGCAUAUUUCCCCUUUACCAGCCCAUCGUGGGAGCUUGAGGUGUUCUGGCAGGGUGACUGGCUCGAGAUCUUGGGUUGCGGCGUGGUUAAGCAGGAGCUCCUAAACAACUCCGACGUGUCGAACCGCGUGGGAUGGGCGUUUGGCUUGGGUCUGGAGCGCAUCGCCAUGCUUCUUUUCAACAUCCCCGACAUCCGGCUAUUCUGGUCGAGAGACGAGCGGUUCCUCUCGCAGUUUAGGGCUGGCCAAAUCACGCGCUUCCAGCCGUUCUCCAAGUACCCCGCUUGCUACAAGGAUGUUGCGUUUUGGCUUCCUUCCGCGGCUGUCAGCGGCGGAAGUGCAGCUGGCGGCGCGGUGCCGGUUCAUGAGAACGACAUCAUGGAGAUUGUGCGCGGCAUAGGUGGUGACCUUGUCGAGGAUGUGAAGUUAAUUGACGAGUUCACCCACCCCAAGACUAGCCGCAAGAGCUUGUGCUAUCGGAUCAACUACCGCAGUUUGGAGCGCACGUUGACAAACGAGGAGACCAAUGAUCUCCACGAGGGCGUGCGGCAGAAGCUUGUCAACCAGUUGGGUGUUGAACUACGAUAG
Molecule: messenger RNA, 1551 nt
Organism: Aspergillus mulundensis
Lineage: Eukaryota; Fungi; Ascomycota; Eurotiomycetes; Eurotiales; Aspergillaceae
Product: phenylalanine--tRNA ligase
Exons: 1
Coding region: 1-1551 (516 amino acids)
Biological process (GO): phenylalanyl-tRNA aminoacylation
Cellular component (GO): mitochondrion; cytoplasm
Molecular function (GO): phenylalanine-tRNA ligase activity; ATP binding; tRNA binding
Source: RefSeq, a predicted model, not a curated record